AUGGAGAAACAAAAGGGAAUAGUGCCGCAAAAUGAUGCAGACGGAUAUAGUAAUUCCUUAACUACUCCAAGCAUUAACAAAUACUAUACUUCAGAGACUAGGUCUGCAUGGUGUGAAACGGGUGGAUCGGAGAAGUUAUUCUAUAGAAUUCUAAUUUCCAUGUUAAGCGAUGAUGUGAAGUACGAUUCAUUCACUAUGAGCAAUGACGAAGAUAUGCAAGUUUUGUUCCAUUAUCGUCGUCAGUUUCUCGAGUUUUUUGGAGGUUCAAACCAGAAUCCUCAAUCUUUAGGACAUCCAGCCUGCUCUAGUUCUAUGCUUGUUGGUGCCUCAUUAACUGUGACGGUGAUUGUACCUGAGGUAGUUUUAGUUGCUUCUCCGUCCUUUGCAGCUAAUCUAAACAGUAGUGGUGAUGCAGGAGUUGGUGAGACUGGGCAAUUGGGGGAGGUUGCGAUUGCCAUGCCCAGUACUCCUGUUAUGGUCCCUGUUUUAGGAGAGGGUGGAGUACCAGAUGGGAUUGAGGAUGCACUACAUGAUGAUGAUGUGGAGCCCGCCACAAUAGCUGAUGAUAGUGACGACGAUAUACCACGGACCACUCCAGUUUUUCAAGAUAAAGAGGAGGUCGUGUUAAGUGUAAAGACUUAUAGCAUCCGCUAUGGGGUUGAGUACAAGGUGUUGGAAUCUGAUAAUCGCAAGUACUUUGGCAAGUGCAAGGAGUUCGGCAACGGGUGCACAUGGCUCAUUCGGGUUAGCCUCCGCCAGUGCAGAGGUAUUUGGGUGGUGAAAUGGUACAAUGAUACUCACACUUGCCUAGCCACAUCGAUAACUAGUUAUCUCAGGAUGCUUGAUUAUCAUGUCAUAUCGGCCUUCAUAUUGCCCAUGAUUAGAGCUGAUGUUACUGUCUCGAUCAAGGUACUGCAGAAUGCCACGGAGGCACACUUACAGGAGGGUUUGGAUGGCUAA
Molecule: messenger RNA, 960 nt
Organism: Arachis duranensis
Lineage: Eukaryota; Viridiplantae; Streptophyta; Magnoliopsida; Fabales; Fabaceae
Exons: 4
Coding region: 1-960 (319 amino acids)
Source: RefSeq, a predicted model, not a curated record